This is a messenger RNA of Equus quagga, 1628 nucleotides long. RefSeq names its product SWI5 homologous recombination repair protein (gene SWI5). Gene Ontology annotation, cellular component: Swi5-Swi2 complex; Swi5-Sfr1 complex. Gene Ontology annotation, biological process: double-strand break repair via homologous recombination. NCBI's taxonomy places the organism in Eukaryota, Metazoa, Chordata, Mammalia, Perissodactyla, Equidae. The record is from RefSeq and is a predicted model, not a curated record.
UCUUCUGAUUCCGAGUUCUGGGGUUAUGCCUGAAUCAGCAGCUGCCAGAGGCCAAAACCAGAGGCAGAGGUGGAGAAGUAAACAUUUCAGUGAUCAGAAAUCAGAUCCUUUCUUAUGUCUAUCAGAGCUGCACAUGACUACUUCUCAAACUUUUACCUCAAUGUAUCCUAAUGGCAGAAGGCAGAGAAGGCACACUUCUAGCAAAUCUGGGAACGUAACAGAAAGAGGACAACCCAAGCACUAUUUCAGAGAGAAGUCUAUCAUAAUCUUACAAAUACAUGCAAAUGUAACCCCUAAGUACAUUUAUAUAAAAGGCUUUUUCUCUCUUAAGAGAAUCAAGCAAAAUUGCUGCUUCAGUCUCAUAUUUAUCCUGUGGCACCCAGAGCACCCCGUGUUCAGAUGAUUUGGGGAAGACUCCCAGCUGUAAAGUUCAGUUUCCUGGGAUCUGUUCCACAGAGGAUAAGCAGACCUCACUCCAACACUGACUGAGGGGCACUCUGGUCCCAGAAUCAUAGGGAAUUAGAACGGGAGGUAGAGAAUUCAUAUUAAAAAUUUGAAAGUGUCUCUGGAGAGUAGAAACCUGGGAGAAAACCAAACUAAACGUUCUCCCCAUUGUCACCCAGAGAUGUUGUCAAGGUUUCGAGAUCACUGGUGAAAUGUAGGCUUUUCACACCGUCUGUGCCAAAGGAUGGGGUACAGUUUACAGUCAGGGAGCCUGGAACCUCUCCGACCUAGGAAGUCCCCUUCAAGCUGGAAAUUUGUGUCGCGACCAGAGAAACUGUUAAGGAAAACUAUGAAAACACUAAGGGAUGGGUCCUAAGAUCAAACACCGGGCUCGCGGCGGUAACUAUAGCGACGAGGGGGAUUGUGACUUCACUACAUUCCACUCCUCCCUCCUCCCCUCCCCCCGCCCCCACCGCCGCCCGAGUCGCCACUCCGCGGUGGGGGAGGAAAGCGCAGGGCUGGGACCGAGGUCCUUGGAGACCGAGCUCAGGGGCCCGGGGAACCCAGGAGGUCUGAUUCUGGGCGGCAGGAGGACUCAACCAGGACUUUCCAAAAGUUGCCGCGGAGCCUUCCGAUCUCCUCGGCCAUCUCCCAAGUCUGACCUGGCUGAUGGGACCAGCGAGGAUUCUCUGCACCUUGACAUUCAGAAACUGAAGGAGAAGAGGGACAUGCUGGACAAGGAGAUCUCCCAAUUACUAUCUGAAGGCUACAGUGUGGGUGAAUUGGAGGACCACAUCUCCCAGCUCCACAUGUAUAAUGACAUCAAGGAUAUAGGCCAGAUGCUGCUGGGCAAACUAGCUGUGAUCCGCGGUGUCACCACCAGAGAGUUGUAUCCAGAAUUUGGCCUAGACAUGAGUGACUGAGCAGAGGCUCACAGCCCUUGUCCACAGCCCACUGGGAGAGACAGAGGUGGACAUGAGAAGCAGUGAGAGCCCAGCCAGCACACCUACAGGCUUUCCAGUGAGAAAAUGUCAGAAGCUUUUUUCUAGAGAGCCCAGAGAAGAGGGGUGCAGGGAGAAAGGGGUGUUCCCAGCUCCAAGGUUCCUGAAAUGUCCCAGUGAUACCUCUGUAUGUGUAUAUAUAUCCUAUUUGUAAAUAAACAUAUGAGCAAUCUUCUCUUUUUC